Topomyia yanbarensis is the source of this 1334-nucleotide messenger RNA. Its product is annotated as dentin sialophosphoprotein-like. Bases 96 to 1298 code for a protein of 400 amino acids. The transcript is spliced from 4 exons. The record is from RefSeq and is a predicted model, not a curated record. NCBI's taxonomy places the organism in Eukaryota, Metazoa, Arthropoda, Insecta, Diptera, Culicidae.
CACCGUUUUAUGUUUGUCGCUUCAAAUCAACUAUAAAUUGCAGAUUCGGUCUAAAUUUCAGCUUCAAAUUUUGAUUGCAGAUUUUCAAAAUUCAAAUGGACAAAAUCAGCCUCACCGAUUUGAGACUGCGAUUCUUCGGUCCGACGUUGGACGAAAGUGUUUUCUACGGGAUCGACUGUUUGUUGGAUUUUUUCGGAACUAAAUAUAAUCGUUUUUCAGAAGAAGAAUUCAAAUUAGCAGCAGCCGAAAGGAGCGGCACCAAGAAAGCUGUCAGCGAUUUGAAUCUGUACAAAUCUUGCCACGAUGUGAGCAUUAACGCCUCAAGCUCUGGUACUGCUCCACCAUCACAUGAGACUCUUAGCUCGCCUAAAACUAGCAGCUCUGUGAGGUCAUUUGAAAAAGAUACGCUGAAUAAGGUGGAAAAUUCGAUGUUGAGCAGCUCAGAUGGUGUCAGUAGUCCUAGAAUUUCUGGAACCUCCAGGGAUAAGAUAAUUAAUUCAAAGGACUCCUCGAGGAGAUCGUCCAAAGAAGAGAAGAUGCUGACGUUAAAUGAUUCGAGAAAAUCGUCCAAAGAAUCCUCAAUAUUACACACUGCCAACGGCGGCUCUAAUCCGGUUCAGGAAUCCAGAAGAUCUUCGGAAUCUUUCCGUUUAGCAAAAAUGCAGGUAGAUCCAACUAACUCUUCCGGGGAGAAAAUAGGUUCCGAAGUCUCCAAAGAUAGGAUUAUGAUUUCCAAAGAAAAGGUUAUCGAUUCGAAGAACUCCUCGAGGAGAUCGUCUAAUGAUGAAAAGAUGUCUAUUAAGAAGCGAAUACAAACAUCACCGCCAUUCUCCAAGGAAGCUUUCAAACCAUUUCGUUCGCCUAAACUUUCAACCACAGCAGGUAACAACAGCAGAACAAACUCGUUCUCCAAUAGUAAAGUUCUAGAUAAGAUAAAAAAAGAACUUGUGAACAACUCCAUCGCCAACAUGAAAAUCAGUCCUUCUGUUGCUGGUAGCACAGUUCCGAAUUCUCCCCCCAGAAAACGAACGUUAUCCUCCAGUUCCAACAAUCGAUACAAUACCCCAUCAAAGUUACCGGCCCAACGUCCCAAGCAAAUCUUAAGCAGGUGGGCUCUGGCACGGGUGAACGAGUUUGAUGAUGGUGCCAAAACGUACGACAUUGUCCUUGAUGAGACAUUGGAACAGAAACUGCCGAAGCUGUUAUCGGAGUGCCCUGUUCCCGAGAUUGUUUUUGCAACGCUACCGGACGGCUGUACGAUCUCCUAUCGAUUUGAGAAGGAAAAAUCAAAAUGCUGAGACGGAUUUCAUGAAGUCUGCUGGCAGCUAAAUAAA